CGUCGGCGGCGGAGGAGAUGGCGGCCGAGGCGCUGUCGCUGUCGCUGUCGAUGUCGGCGGGGCGCGCGUGGCGCUCGUCGCCGCCGCCCUCGCCGCCCUCCCCGCACACGCCGCACUCCGCCGGCGCGCCCUCGAGCCCGGCGUCGCCGCUCGGCCGGCACGAGCGAGACGAGUUCAUCGCGGAUCGUCGCUCCCUCGCGGACUACCUCAGGAGCCGGGCAGACCGAGGCCGCGCGGAGGGCGCGGAGCCGGGCUGGGGCGCGCCGGGGCCCGCCGCCGCCGCCUCGCCCGUGUACCAGCUCGCGGCCGUCGAGACAGACGGCGGCUCGCCGGAGGAGCGCGCGGAGGCGGGCGCGGGCCCGGCGGCGUGGCGGCGCCUGCAGCUGGACCCGCAGCGCCUCACGCAGUUCAACCUCAACCUCCGGGUGUGGCUGCACGCGACGGUGCUGGUGCGCGUGGCGCGCGAGCUGGACGCGCUGGACGCCGCCUUCGCCGCGCACGGGCUGUCCGACGUGCGCAUGGGGCAGGUGAGCACGGAGCGGCUGCGCAAGCUGGCGGGCGCGUUCCCGGCGCUGGCGCCGCUGCUGCCCUUCCUCGAGCCCUUCCCCGACCAGCGGUACGUGGUGCAGCGCUACAGAGAGCUGGCGGCGGGCGGCUGCCUGAGCGCGUACAAGUGGAACGGCGGCGGCGCGGGCUGGGACGAGGCGCGGCCGGCCGACGCCGAGCUGCUGCUGCACGCGCUGGCCGCGUACCUGGACGCGCAGCUGCCGCGCGAGGCGAGCGGCGCGGGCGGGUUCAGCGCGCGCCACGUGUCGGCCGCGCCCGCGCCGCCGCCGCGGGGCCCGCGCGCGCUGGCCCUGCACCGCGCCGCGCGCGCGCCGCCGCACUUCGUGCUGGUGCACGGCGAGGAGACGGUGGAGGUGGGCGCGGGCCGCAACAACCUGCUGCACUGCCUGCUGGUGUUCGUGGCGCUGUGCGGCGCGCGCGAGCCGCCCGCGCUGCGCCGCCUGCACCUCGGGCCCGCCGGCCUCAACCUGCUGUGGGUCAUCGGCCGGUGA
Molecule: messenger RNA, 1058 nt
Organism: Ostrinia nubilalis (European corn borer)
Lineage: Eukaryota; Metazoa; Arthropoda; Insecta; Lepidoptera; Crambidae
Product: transmembrane protein 209
Exons: 6
Coding region: 18-1058 (346 amino acids)
Cellular component (GO): membrane
Source: RefSeq, a predicted model, not a curated record